Molecule: messenger RNA, 207 nt
Organism: Anisakis simplex (herring worm)
Lineage: Eukaryota; Metazoa; Nematoda; Chromadorea; Rhabditida; Anisakidae
Source: the annotation of a GenBank genome assembly
UUGCUAGCACUGUUCAUCGAGCAAGCACUGCUGUCAGUGAUCGGUAUGAUUGCCGAUGCGAGUGAGGCCGGUAAUCGCUCGGAGAUUGCGAUGCGAUUAAGCGAGGCAGUUCAACGUCGCACUCAACUUGAAACGUUGAAGGAUCGACAAGACCAGUUGCUACUCUCUGUGAUACCUGCAUAUCUCACCGAUAAGGUUAUUGUCUGA